Molecule: messenger RNA, 5143 nt
Organism: Betta splendens (Siamese fighting fish)
Lineage: Eukaryota; Metazoa; Chordata; Actinopteri; Anabantiformes; Osphronemidae
Gene: rasa2
Product: RAS p21 protein activator 2
Exons: 24
Coding region: 83-2548 (821 amino acids)
Biological process (GO): intracellular signal transduction; regulation of GTPase activity
Source: RefSeq, a predicted model, not a curated record
CCUCCGCUCUGCGUGCAUUCAUAAACGGAUAUGAAAACCCAGCGCUGAAGGCACCGGAGCAGCGAUACAGUCAGCUCUGACCAUGGCGGAAGAGGACGACGCGAGGAUUCGGAUUUUACAGAGCCUUCGGGGUAAAAUAUGUGAAGCGAAGAACCUGGGACCUGUCUCAGGUCCAAAUCGACAAAGGGAUCUUUGCACCUUUUGCACCGUCAGUCUAGAUCAGGAGGAGGUGUUCCGCACCAAAGUGUUUGACAAAUGUGUCAGCCCUUUCUAUGGAGAAGACUUCUACUUCGAGAUCCCACGUCCAUUUCUAUGUUUAUCCAUCUGUGUUAUUGCUAAAAGCGUCUUUCAAAGGGAUCUACCUGUUGGUAAGGUGUCUAUCCGCAAGGAUGACCUGUGUAAAUACAGCGGGAAGGAGCAUUGGUUCAACCUACAGCCGGUGCAUCCUAACUCGGAUGUCCAGGGGAAGGUUCACCUGGAGAUGCGAUUGAAUGAAGUGAUCACAGAGAACGGCUCAGUAGGUCAACACUUAGUAGUUCGGAUAAUAGAGUGCCAGGGACUGCCUUUAAUCAGUGGGCAGAACUGUGACCCUUACGCUACAGUGUCACUUGUUGGACCUGCCAGGUCUGACCAAAAGAAAACCAAGGUAAAGAAGAAAACCAGCAACCCUCAUUUUGAAGAGACCUUCUUCUUUGAGGUCACUCGGUCCAGCAGCUACUCUAAAAAGUCUCAUUUCCAAGUGGAGGAAGAGGACAUCGAAAAACUUGAGUUAAAGGUUGACUUGUGGAACAAUGAGAAUCUGGCUCAGGACGUGUUUCUGGGGGAGACGCGGGUGCCUGUUAGGAUCCUGCGAAAUGACCACAUUCACAAAGCCUGGUAUCUCCUCCAGCCUAAAGGGAACGGCAGCAAGUCCAAGUCUGAUGAUUUAGGAUCAUUGCGUCUAAAGCUGAUCUACAUAGAAGACACCGUGCUGCCAUCUGCCUGCUACACACCACUCCGCAACCUGCUGCUUAAAUCCCCUGAUGUAAAGCCCAUCUCGGCAUCAGCAGCACACAUCCUGGGGGAUAUCUGCAGAGAACGAUACGAGGCUGUUCUGCCCAUGGCCCGACUGCUGCUCCACCACAAUCGCUUUGUGCCUUUUGUCUCUGCUGUGGCCGCUCUGGAGCUGGACAACACUCAGGAGGCUAACACUAUAUUUCGUGGAAACUCGCUGGCAACACGCUGCAUUGAUGAUAUGAUGAAGAUAGUUGGAAAGAAUUACCUGACCGUUACCCUGAAGCCUGUAAUAGAUGAGAUUUGUGAAUGCAACAAAAGCUGUGAAAUUGACCCCAUUAAACUAAAGGAAGGUGACAACGUGGAGGUCAACAAGGAGAACCUUCAGGGCUAUGUUCAGAAAGUCUUCUCCUCCAUCACCCAGUCUAGUUCAAGCUGCCCACCACUCAUGUGUGAUGUCUUCAGGUCACUGAGACACUUGGCCUGCAAACGUUUCCCAGCUGACCCCCACGUUCAGUACUCGGCUGUCAGCAGCUUUGUGUUCCUGCGCUUCUUUGCUGUUGCUGUUCUGUCGCCACACUCUUUUCAACUCCGCUCUCAUCAUCCUGAUACUGAGAUUUCCCGCACACUUACACUCAUCUCAAAAACUAUCCAGACUCUGGGCAGCUGGGGUAGUCUGUCAAAGAAAAUAUCUAGUUUCAAAGAAACUUAUAUGUAUGACUUCUUCAAAUCAUUCCAAGAAGACAAGUGCAUUGAAAAAGUUAAAAAGUUUCUCGAUGAGAUCUCUUCUGAUGUCAGCAAAGAGUCUAGUGGGCUGGAGGACGCAGUGGUACUGAAGGAGGGGGAGGUGCAUAAACGUGCCCAGGGAAGAAAAAGACUUGGAAAGAAAAACUUCAAGAAGAGAUGGCUCAGAGUGACCAACAGGGAGCUGUCCUACCACAAACAUAAAGGGAAAGAGGCCCUGUGCACCAUCAGUGUGAAAAACAUCCAGGCGGUGGAGAAGCUGGAUGAAAGUGCCUUCAACCGCAAAAAUAUGUUUCAGGUGGUCCACUCUGAGAAGUCUCUGUACGUACAAGCUGGGAACUGUGUGGAGGCCUGCGAGUGGUUGGAGGUCCUGGGCCAGGUCACUCGCUGCAACGUUGGGCGCCUCUCCACCUUCCACCCAUCAAAUUACACCGCGGGAGCCUGGCAGUGCUGCAAAAACCAGAGUAGCAGCGCACCAGGCUGCAAGCCCUGCACCACCAUAAUGGUGGCCAACCUGCAGCUAGACAUAGACUGUGACCGGGAAACAGAGAGAAUCUUCUCUCUCCUUUCUUCAAACAGCACCAAGCUACAGGACAUGGAGGAUGCAUGUGCCAGUAUGGCAGUGUACCAAGGCCCUCAGCGGGAGCAGGAGGAAUACUCAAAGUUCACCAUUCAGGAACCCAAAGAGACCUUUCAGACACUCAAACAGCUCAGAAACGUAAUGGAGGAACUUCAAAGGCAGCACAACAUCAGGAAGGACACCACGGCGCCUGGCAGCCUGGACAACCCAAUCGUGGGGAAAACCUCCUAACCAGGGCAGACUGAUGUGGCCUGAGGCGGGACACUACAGAGACCAUACUCAGUCCUAAACAAUCUCCGGAAGUUGUUGCAGCGAGAAGGUGUGAUGUUUGUUCAGGACCAAGACACACCCUGACCUCCAGAUGUCAUGAGUCCACUACAGAAGUGACGGGAACCAGAACAACCUUGUGAUGUUUUCCAGGAUUCCUCCUGGAAUCCUUGAAUCGGACCCUUAGGUGUUUUCUUUUAUUUGGUAGUAAGUUGCCUCGUCUCCUCAGUCUCUCAUUGUGGUUCCCCCUUUUUUUUUUUUUUUUUUUAAGAGACUCCUAAUUUAUGUCCACUGCUACAUCUCUGUCCGUAUGAGAAAGGCAUCAUGGAAGGUGUGUGAAUAGGCUGCUAUUAUUUUUAUUCACCCAAUUUUAAACCAGCUGUGAUGACGCUCUCCCAAUCUUUUAACGUGUUGCUCUGACAUCGAUCUCUGGAUUUGAUUGAUAAUCAUAAUCUGUGUUGAGGGCCAUCCUCUGCUCGUGCCCGUAUACUUUCAUCUCUGAACAAAGACGUGUGCGUGCGUGCGAGUGUGUGUGCGUGUGUGUGCGUGUGUGUGUGUGUGCGUGUGUGUGCGUGCGUGCGUGUGUGUGCUUGUGCGUGUGUGUGUGCGUGCGUGUGUGUGUGCGUGUGUUUUCAGAGUACACUUAAGAUGAUAAAACCAAUCUGCCUUACUUGAUGGAGGUUUCUUUCACAUUAAAUGCUGAGGGAAAAACACAGAAGCACUUUAAAUAUUUGGAGCACUCCAAAUGAAUAUUAUUAGAUACUUGGUAUCAGCUUUUCCCCCAUUUGAUCAGUUACAUGAUCUAGAGUCCUUUUUUUUGUUUCAUUUGUGUACUAUAACAUUUAUAGCCUGUAGAUUUUAAAAUAUUUUUCUUGACCAAAGACAGUUUGAUAGGUUUGACUUGAAAAAAAUAACAAUAAAUAAUGUAUUUUGAAUACAAAUGUUUUGCAAAUGGAGGCAAAUCAUUAUCGAUUUUUAUGUUGCUAUAGGUUACACAUUGGUUCGUGUGUAGAUUUUGCUAACGUUAUUUUCUAUUGGGUGACUUCACGCAAGCAGUUGGCCUGAGUUCAGUUCUGGUUCCAGACAGCAUGAGUGUUUAUUAAGUUAUCAGGACCCGACUUGGUGUCUGAAAAUUUCUUAAAACAUUUGCUUCAGUUUUAAACAGUAAUUCUCAUUUUAUUAUAUGAAACUGGUGUAUUAUAUUGAAACCAUAAUUUUAAAAUGUAACCAGAUGGAUCUGUGAUUUGUUAAUUGUCCAAAAUGAGCUGUAGGAAACAAACUUCAGUCCUUCAGUUUGUGUCUUCACGUUACCUGUAAUAAUUUCCACAAUUUUUCAAUCUGAAUGAGGAAGUGUUGAAAAAGAUACAAACUUGAAUUUAUUUUGAGAAUUUGAAACAGUUGAACUUUGCAUUGCGAUGAUACAGGGUUAACAGGGUUGUUUCACUGCUUGUGGAAAGUUGUUUUCAGAAGUUUUGUCUUUGGUCCGUCAUAUAUUUCUAACAUGCAUGACUUGUAUAUUUAACAAUAUAUUUUUUUAGGAAAAUGUUUUUUUUUAUCUUUUUGUUUGUUUUGUUAAAACACUGAUUUAUUAUGUUGCUUUAUUGGUACAGAAUCGCGCUGUUUGUUUGCAGUGUCUCUUUGAGCCUGGCUGUUUUUUGUUUUCCUCCUUCAUUGACCCUUCGUAUUUGCAGCUGCUGCCAAACCUCCAUGUGUCAAUAGGUUAACAUAGUGUUACUAUGGUGAAUAUUGUGUUUGUGAUUUCCCACCCACCUGCACCUGACUGUGAUCACAUGCAGGUUGUAGGUGAAUGAACUGCUGGAUGACUGAGAGCCAAAUCACAACUGGGGAAACUGUCGAUCUUUAGAAAAUGACCACUGGAUUAACUUUGCCUCUUUUUGAAUCAUUCUGGACCAAAAUGUAACAUCUGGCUCUGAAUGUGAACCAGUCUCAGCAUCGUGUGUUGUUAUAUGCUGCGUACAAGCUUGCAGGUCAGCUGCAUUGGUAGUUUUAACACGGGCCAGUGGUUGAUGUCCUCUGGUGGCAAGCGUGCUUUCAGAUGAAGGUGAAUAUUGUUUUAGGUCUCUGUGUUCGUUUCACUCGGUCGUCGUCAUCAUUCUGCUUCCAUCGGUUUUUGAUGAGGGAAAUUUUUAAAAUUUGUUUUCUAACCGCCCUGUGGUUCUAAAAUGCCAAAUUUGGAGAAUGUGAGUAAGAAACGUGAAAACAACGCAGGCGGCUGUGUAUCGGAACAUCCGCCCUGCUGCUGUGGCAAGAGACCGAAUCAAAUAAAGCAUGUGACAUUUAUUAGGGAAUUCCUACCAACUUCAUACCCAAACUUAACUUCAGGUCUAUAAGCCACACAGUCAAAUAGUGUUCAAUCAUGAAUCGACCUGGAGAGCAGAGUGUUCGUACUGCUGAGAAAUCGGGUUGUUUAUAAGCCUCUGUUAAUGGAGAUGCUGCGUAGCUGCACAGGACUGAGGGCGUCUUCACAUCUUGAAUGUCACCGUUCGGCUUCAGUACAAUGUCUGUUCUUUUUAUACACAUUAAAGAUUUUAUUUUCCA